Molecule: messenger RNA, 840 nt
Organism: Rotaria socialis
Lineage: Eukaryota; Metazoa; Rotifera; Eurotatoria; Philodinida; Philodinidae
Source: the annotation of a GenBank genome assembly
AUGUUAGAUCAAGAAAUUAUCUCACCAUCAAAAAGUCCAUGGGCAUCACCAGUAAUAUUAGUACCAAAAAAAGAUGGAAGUUUACGUUUUUGUGUCGACUACCGAAAAUUAAACACAGUAACAAUUCGUGAUGCAUAUCUACUGCCAAGAAUAGAUGAUACACUAGAUUCAUUACAACAAGCAAAAUUUCUGUUGACACUUGAUUUACGCUCCGGAUAUUGGCAGGUAGAAAUGGACAAAGAUUCAAGACAAAAAACCGCCUUUGUAACACAUAAAGGCCUAUUUGAAUUUAAUGUUAUGCCGUUCGGAUUAACAAAUGCACCAGCAACAUUUCAACGAUUAAUGGAUAUAGUAUUAGCUGGUCUCAAGUGGCAAUGCUGCCUCGUAUACAUAGAUGAUGUGGUAAUUUUUUCUCCAACAUUUGUACAACAUAUGACGGAUUUAGAAAAAGUCUUUCAAGCUCUUCAAGCCGCAAACUUGACAUUGAAAGCAGCAAAGUGCCAAUUCUGUCGGCGAGAAAUGCGUUAUUUGAGACACAUUAUCACACAAAAUGGCAUUAAACCAGAUCCAGACUUAAUCAAAUCUGUAACAAAUUUUCCACAGCCGCAGAAGAUCAAAGAUGUUCAAUCAUUCCUAGUUUUAACUGGAUAUUAUUGUCGAUUCAUCAAGGAUUGCUCAAAAAUAGUGGAACCACUGUUACAACAGCUCAGAAAUUCUCAACAAGUUAAUCAUCAGUUGAAAUGGUCAAAAGAAUGCACCAAUGCUUUUGAAACAUUGAAAAAAAGAUUAACAAACGUGCCAAUUAUGAACACACCAAAUUUUGAACAACCAUUCAUAUAG